Molecule: messenger RNA, 1155 nt
Organism: Oryctolagus cuniculus (rabbit)
Lineage: Eukaryota; Metazoa; Chordata; Mammalia; Lagomorpha; Leporidae
Gene: CLIC3
Product: CLIC family member 3
Source: RefSeq, a predicted model, not a curated record
GGCACGGCCUGCCUAGGUGGCUGCAGGGGGCGGGCCGAGGAGCGGGGAGGGCGGGGCGGCCAGGCGGCCUUAAAGAGCUGCGGGCCCCACCCUGUGCCCCAAGCCCCGGCUCCACCAUGGCCGAAACCUCCAAGCUGCAGCUGUUUGUCAAGGCGAGCGAGGACGGCGAGAGCGUCGGCCACUGCCCGUCCUGCCAGCGGCUCUUCAUGGUCCUGCUCCUGAAAGGGGUGCCUUUCACGCUCACCACGGUGGACACGCGGAGGUCGAUGGACGUCCUCAAGGACUUCGCGCCAGGCUCGCAGCUGCCCGUUCUGUUGCACGACGGGGACGCCAAGACCGACACGCUGCAGAUCGAGGAGUUCCUGGAGCGGACGCUGGGGCCGCCCGACUUCCCCAGCCUGGCGCCGCGGUACGGGGAGUCCAGCACGGCGGGUAACGACGUCUUCCACAAGUUCUCCGCCUUCAUCAAGAACCCGGUGCCCGCGCACGACGCAGCCCUGUACCAGCAGCUGCUGCGCGCUCUGGCCAGGCUGGACGGCUACCUGCGCGCGCCCCUGGAGCACGAGCUGGCGCGGGAGCCGCAGCUGCGCGAAUCGCGCCGCCGCUUCCUGGACGGCGACCAGCUCACGCUGGCCGACUGCGGCCUGCUGCCCAAGCUACACAUCGUGGACGCCGUAUGCGCGCACUUCCGCCAAGCGCCCAUCCCCGCGGAGCUGCGGGGCGUGCGCCGCUACCUGGACAACGCGCAGCAGGAGAAGGAGUUCAAGUACACCUGCCCGCACCGCGCCGAGAUCCUGGCGGCCUACCGGCCGGCCGUGCACCCCCGCUAGCCCCCUGCCCCACCCCGCCCCAUGAAGGCCUCUCUGCCCCAGAAGCUGGGGGGGGGGCAGGUGUCCCACCCUCGGCCAUUGCUGCCACCCCAGGAGCUCGAGGGCAGCGCUCCGGCCCAGAUGAGUGCGCCACCAGCACAGGGGGACUGGACUGGGCUCCCAAACCAGUCAGGCCGGGGCGGGGCGGCCGAGGGGUGGGGCCCGCAUUCCUCCCCAGGCCCAGGCUGCAGGCCCGGACCCCUCCCCCAUCCCCUCCCCCAUGGUGGUCACAGUGCAGAUGCUGCCCCGCCCCACCAUGGCCCUCCAAACACGUGUGUGCUCAGCA